Molecule: messenger RNA, 2642 nt
Organism: Oncorhynchus masou masou (cherry salmon)
Lineage: Eukaryota; Metazoa; Chordata; Actinopteri; Salmoniformes; Salmonidae
Product: hydroxycarboxylic acid receptor 2-like
Exons: 1
Coding region: 670-1752 (360 amino acids)
Biological process (GO): G protein-coupled receptor signaling pathway
Cellular component (GO): membrane
Molecular function (GO): G protein-coupled receptor activity
Source: RefSeq, a predicted model, not a curated record
AUACUGCCAUUGUAUUAUUUCAUUUAAUGAGACCCAUUUAAGUUAUUUAUAUUCUGUGGUAAAGGGACGGGGCCAGUGGAACAUUGACAUGCUUGGAAAUAUGCAUUAUGGUGAUAUUAUUAUAGGAAAUUGGGCUGCACAUAAUCGGGUAGUUAAAAUUUUCUGAAAGGAUUUGAAAUCACAUCUAACAGGAUCUAUUUGUCUAACUUUUGGAUAAGGCACACUGGCAUCUCAGGAUGCUAAAGAUGGAUGGUGUUUCCCACAAGGUCAAAAUGAGACACUUGUUACUUCUAUCUAUUUUCAAGGUAUAGUGUCAGAGUUCAGACACAUAGCAACAGUACAAUAGUGAGACAAGCAUAUGAAUCUUAAGGUCCCCUUAAUCAAUAAUGGGGAGGGUCUUUGGGACCCUACACCCCAUAAUCCCUGGGCUGUUGGUGUCCUCACUCAGAGCCAUCUGCCUACAGAUCUCCAUAAGAGAUAACACACUGCACACCCACACACUCUCUCCACAUUGUUGGCACCGGAAGAUUGUUUGCAUGACUGCAAACAAUAAAAUCCCCGGUCAAAUAUAGGAGAUGCCAAGACAACACUAUCAAUAUUGACUAUUUUCAGAGAGGAGCAAAGCAGCACACAGACGGUCUCUCCUGUUAAAAGCGUAUCGUUUGACCCAUGGCAAACUUCACUACUACAGAAGAUGCCUGCUGCGCCUUUGAGUCUCCCAUCCUGGACCAUGUCCUGCCUCCCAUCCUGGUGCUGGAGUUCAUGUUUGGGCUGAUGGGGAAUGUUGUGGCUCUGUGGAUGUUUAUUUUCCACAUGGACACCUGGAAGCCCAACUCUGUUUACCUCACACAGCUGGCCGUUGCCGACUCCAUCGUCCUGUUCUGGCUUCCAUUCAGAGCCGACUACUACAGACGCGGGGAGCACUGGAUCCAUGGUGAUGCCAUGUGCCGGAUUAUGCUGUUCAUGUUGACGGCCAACCGCGGCGCUGGCAUCUUCUUCCUCACUGCAGUGGCUGUCGACCGUUACCUCAAGAUCGUUCACCCCAUGAACAAGAUCAACCGGAUGGGCCUGAAUUAUGCUCUGUGGGUGUCUCUGGGCCUGUGGGGGAUGAUCAUCGCUGCAACCGGGUACCUGCUGACCAACAAUCACUUAUUCUACCGCAACAACCAGACACAGUGCGAGAGCUUCAACAUCUGCAUGGGCUUCAGCCCGCUGUCUACGUGGCACAACACCUUAUACAUGACCCAGUUCUUCUUGCCCACUGCCAUUGUCACCUUCUGCACGGUCUGCAUCACCUGGCAGCUGAAGAACAAGACGAUCGACACCGGGGGGAAGAUCAAACGUGCGGUGCAGUUUGUCAUGGCCGUGGCACUCAUCUUCAUAAUUUGCUUCUUCCCCAGUACAGUGUCUCGGAUUGCUGUGUGGAUCCUCAAGGCCUGGUACAACGAGUGCCAUUAUUUCAAAGAGGCCAGUUUGGCGUUCUACACCUCUGUGUGUUUCACCUACUUCAACAGCGUGCUGAACCCCAUCGUGUACUACUUCUCCAGCUCUGCCUUCAGUGGGAACUUCCAGAAGCUGUUCAACAGACUGCUGGGGAGGAAAGAGGUGGAGGUACCGCCAGCCUCGCCUGAGACUGGGACCGAGAUCAGCAGCGCAAAUACAGUAUCAGGGAGGAGUAGUAACUUCCAAUCACUGGUCCAGGGUGAGGGCCUGUACUCGCAAAGCGUCUCAGACUUAUUCAUUGUGAUGUAAAAUACAAAACUGAUCCUAGAUCAGCAGUCCUAGGCUUACUCUGAGACGCUUUUAUGAAAAGGUACCCAGGAGAACAAAAUAUCUGACUUUGUGUGAUUUUUCUUCUUCUACUCUAGUGGAAUAUGGUGUGUUCUAAAGAAUAUUAACCAGAUGUGAAGGAAGUCAAGGAAGUUGGUUCGGUGUCUCUAGCUUGAACAGUUCAAGAGUUACUAUUAGUGUUGGUGGUUAUUUUAUACUAAUGUUAGUUGUUUAAAUGUUUGUAGCUGAAAUUGUUAAAAAGCAGUAGCUUUUAAAUCGUCUACCACUGUGUUCUUAUGGUUGGCAUUGAAUUCAUGAAGUGUUAUGUUAAUUUAUGCAAAUCAAAAUAGUUCAUAAAGGGUUAUAGGAAAUUUGACGUUAGGAUAGCCUGAAUGUUUUAAAGCUGUUGUAGCUUCAUUGGUUUAGGAGCAGGACCGUUUUGAAUAGCUACCACUGUAUUACUGUUUCUCAUUCAAAACCAUGUUAAUUUAUGCAUAUUUUUUGAUUGUUAUAGUUCAAAUAGUAUAGAUAGGGUGAAAGAUUGUUUUGAUUGAUAACAUGAGAAAGUUAAUUUAGUGUCUCAAGCUUUAACAGAAGGUUAAUUUAGUGUCUAGCUUUAACAGUUCAAGAGUAAAUAUUACUGUUGGUGGGUUAUUUUAUGAUAAUGAAAAAUGAUUUAAAUAGUUAUAAUGUAUUAAGUAAAAACAAUUAGUUGUUUCAAUGUUUAGCUGAAAUGGUGAAAGAGCAGUAGCAUUUAAAAUGUCUACCACUGUGUUGUUGAAAAACAUUACAGUUUAUGCAAAUGCAUGCAAAUUAAAAUAAAUUAUAUUUGAUAAAAGUUUUAGAGAGCAGUUCUUCCACUGUCGGUAGAA